Leopardus geoffroyi (Geoffroy's cat) is the source of this 1099-nucleotide messenger RNA. RefSeq names its product family with sequence similarity 237 member A (gene FAM237A). The transcript has 2 exons. Lineage: Eukaryota; Metazoa; Chordata; Mammalia; Carnivora; Felidae. The coding region runs from base 5 to 556 and encodes 183 amino acids. The record is from RefSeq and is a predicted model, not a curated record.
CACCAUGGCCAAUCCUGGGAACAGAAGAGGGAUCUACCGCCCCUUGACCCUUACCUGCUCCCUGCUCAUUGUGGGAAUGUGCUGUGUGUCUCCUUUCUUCUGCCAUAGCCAGACAGACCUGCUGGCCCUUAAUCAAGCUGAUCCUCAGUGCUGGGAAUCUUCUUCAGUGCUCCUCCUAGAAAUGCGGAAGCCUCGAAUUUCUAACACUGUUUCAGGUUUCUGGGAUUUUAUGAUCUACCUAAAGUCAUCUGAGAACUUGAAGCACGGGGCACUGUUUUGGGAUCUGGCCCAACUCUUCUGGGACAUCUAUGUGGACUGUGUCCUCUCCAGGAACCAUGGCUUAGGAAGGAGGCAAUUGGCUGGGAAGGAAGAGGAGAUUUCAGCAGUGCGUCCACAGCACACAGGGAGAAAACAAGGUUCAUAUUCUCAGCAGCUAAGAACACCUUUCCUAAAGAAGAAAGAGUUGAUUGAAGGUGUGAUAAGCAUGCACUUGCACGGAAGUGGGUCUAAGCUCAUUGGGAAAGUCACCCGUGGCCUGGAAAUAAAGAGAAAGUAAAUCUAACCUCAGCGCUAACUCGUAUCUUGGAACUAAAAAAACAUUGUUUCCUUGACUCUUGAUCAUUUAAUUACUUGAAAUGGUGGGAAUGUCCAGAGGUAUGUCCAUGUUCUCUCAGCGUACCUACUUAAGGUUUUUCAUUAUUUUAGCCUGCUAGCAUGUUCCUUCAAAGGGUGGCUUUACUGCCAGCUCAUCCCACUGUCUGAAAGAGUUAAAAUAGCUUCCAAAGAUGACCAGGGGAUUGGACGAGUCACAUUGUUUGUAUUCACUCUGAUCAGUUGUUCUGGGAUGCUGGAUCUUGGUGAACUGGAGUGCCAUACAUUUAACUUGAAUACACUGCAUGACUUCUAAGCCAGUAGCCACUGCUUACGUACAGGCAUAAUGGGCUAUAUUUAUUACCAGUUACUGACUGUCUAUAAUACCUAAAUCUUGUUUGAAAGAAUAUUUUUGAAUAAUGAAUAAAACAACAAGAAAAACCAUAUGCAAUGGCAAAUAAAGCAUUCUUCUAAUGGAAACAAAAUUAAUAAAAGCUCUGGAUCCCAA